CAGUGAUACCCACCACUGCCACCAGUAAUAGUUAAUUAUAUUAUUUUAGACAAAGUAGAGUAAAAGUGAAAGGAAAUGACUGAUCAGUGACCACUGAAUGAGCUGCUGCUAAUAAAUUGUUACACGAACCUACAGAUAUUUUUGAAACGAUGCAACGGCGAACAGACUCGUUGGUAUGAAAUAUGACGGGGGUAGACAAGUCAAAGAUAGUGAAUACAAAGAUGAGAUUAAAGACGUUCAAAGAUGGUGAGGUGCACAGUGAAGGCUCUGCAAUCGCAACUUUUCAGGACGGAUCCGAUACACUGAGAUUGCCCAUGCCAAUGGCAACCAAUGCUGUCAACAGAAAGGGCAGUCGUGAGUCGAGGCACAAGUACAGUCGGUCACAUGAUCAUUCGAACACAAUAGGCAAAGAUGAGAAUGGGCACAAGAACUCGCUGAACACACCCUCCGUCGGCUCGCUCAAGCUUUCGGGGAGUAAGCGCAACUUCUCGGAUGGCAAGCAGUACAAUUCGCCGUUCAGGAAAGCGAAGAAAUAUACGGCGCCCACGAAGAGUAUGGAGCGUGAGGUGUCGAUGUUGGAGAUCCUAAACAUCUGGAGCCACAAGCAACGGCUGGAGUUCUAUGCGUAUCUACGACGAGAAUUUAUCGAAGAGAAUUAUUUGGCGCUGGAUGCGAUUGGAGACAUCCUUCAACAGCAUCGGCUCGGGGUGCUUACUGUGGAGAGUGUGCGGAGCAAGGUGUACCAACUAUACUUUAGCCCUGACGCCACAUGGACCGUAGAGGUGCCCUUAGAGUUGGCCCUCGAGCUAGACGAGCUGUUGGGAUUCGAUGCAGACGUGUUUGGGAUGAAUGGCUUCGGGGCGGUGAAGCACCAGGUGAAACUGACUGAUGUCGUGAAUCUAAUGCAAAGGGUAUAUCAGACACUGGAAUCGUCUGUCACAAAAAGCUUUAUCUCUUUCACAGGCGAAGCAAACCUGACGGCCUACUACUUUGAACUCAUGAGUGAGCACGCUGGGACCAGUCCCAGAGCACCCCCUAUAAAGCACGCGCAUGAAGCCAGGUCUCCCUUCGGGCAACGGCGGAGUAAAUACUCGGACAAAUCCCCGGUAUACUAAACUGGCUCAGACCCACAUGUCAGCCUCAGCAACCAGGCGUAUAGCUUAAGUAAUUCAGUUUAUGUUUAUGUUAGAAUGGUUGCUACAAUCGCCGCCGGUCGUCUAUGAGUGAAGUGGCACGUAGUGUGCACUGUAUAUACAGAUUAUAUACAGGCUAUAUG
Messenger RNA from Sphaeroforma arctica JP610, 1276 nucleotides. RefSeq lists its product as hypothetical. NCBI's taxonomy places the organism in Eukaryota, Ichthyosporea, Ichthyophonida. The transcript has 5 exons. The record is from RefSeq and is a predicted model, not a curated record. Bases 183 to 1115 code for a protein of 310 amino acids.